AUGGCCGACAUGCAGCAGAACUUUGCCCAGAUGAACGUCAACAAGAACAACGGAGAGCUGCCCCCACAGAUCGUGGUACCUAACAACAAGGCACAGGUGAACGUAGUUAACCUAAGGAGUGGCAAAACUUUGCCUGAAGUAGUGCAUAUUCCUGAAGAAGAGUCUGAGCCCACAGACGUUGAAGAAAAGGUGGAUGAGGAGAUAGAGAUGGUGAAACCACCUGCCUCAGAACUAAAGGAGAAGGAUGAUAUGCCCAAAGCCGAAGAGAAAUCAAAGCAUUACGCACUAUGCCCAAAAUGCGCCAAGUUUCUUAAGGAGAUUCGUACCAAGAAGGUUAUGUACACGGAUGAUGCGAAGUUCCAUGUGGGAGAGCAGGUGUCGGCUGUACUCAAGAGGGAUAUGUCCACAAAGUGCAAAGAUCCGGGGAUGUUCUGCAUACCAUGCAUCAUUGGAGACACAAGGAUCGAGCAAGCUAUGCAGGACCUAGGCGCAUCAAUCAAUGUUAUGCCUUUGACCAUUUACCAGGAGCUGAAGAUAGGACCAGUCAAACCUACACGAGUGGUGAUCCAAUUGACGGACAGGUCAAGUGUGUACCCUGAGGGCAUAGUGGAGGACGUUCUUGUCAAGGUUCAAGACCUUAUCUUUCUAGACGACUUCUAUGUGCUCAACAUGGGGGGUUCCAAGGCAAAGCCAGCAGUGAUGCUUCUGGGCAGACCAUUCUUCAAGAUGGCUCAAACCCAGAUUGACAAUGCAAUCGGGAAGCUAACGUGCCAAUUUGAUGGAGAAACUGUGACUUUCAACUUGUUCAAGGCAACUAAGCAUCCCACUGAUAUUGAAAGCGUGGAGUUCGUUGAUGUCAUGGAUCGAGUGGUGGACCAUGCUGUUCCCUCUAUGCACAGAAACGAAGAAUAUGACUUAGAGAACGAGAUGGAAUUAAUGGAGGCUAUGAUCGGAGACUUUGAGCAGAGGAAGGCAGAGCAUAUGCAACCUCAAGUCCAUCAAACCUUUGAGGUCACAUCCUCAGGAGAGGAGGACAGGCUACUACCGUCCCUGGUCAGAGUGCCUAAGCUUGAGUUGAAGUCGCUCCCCAAUCACUUGAAGUACAUCUAUUUGGGGGAGAAUCAGACUUUUCCUGUGAUCAUAAGUUCAAAGCUGAGCCCAGAGCAGAAGGGGAGAGUCUAG
Molecule: messenger RNA, 1182 nt
Organism: Salvia miltiorrhiza (redroot sage)
Lineage: Eukaryota; Viridiplantae; Streptophyta; Magnoliopsida; Lamiales; Lamiaceae
Exons: 2
Coding region: 1-1182 (393 amino acids)
Source: RefSeq, a predicted model, not a curated record